This is a messenger RNA of Alosa sapidissima (American shad), 2172 nucleotides long. RefSeq names its product amidohydrolase domain containing 2 (gene amdhd2). Gene Ontology annotation, biological process: N-acetylglucosamine catabolic process. NCBI's taxonomy places the organism in Eukaryota, Metazoa, Chordata, Actinopteri, Clupeiformes, Clupeidae. Bases 125 to 1336 code for a protein of 403 amino acids. The transcript has 12 exons. Gene Ontology annotation, molecular function: N-acetylglucosamine-6-phosphate deacetylase activity. The record is from RefSeq and is a predicted model, not a curated record.
GUCAGCUGACUCUGCGCGUGACACACGACUCUCCUCAUUUCCUAUUUGUGCAGAUCCGCGCGGGCCGGGAGUGUUUUGAGGCCCUAUUUGAUGUCAGUGAUUGUGUCCAGGCUGGUCGCUCAGGAUGCCAUCUAAUAAGAGCGUUUCAAAUGCUCCAAUCACUCAGUUUAUCAACUGCAGGAUCCUAAGAGACCACAAGAUACAGAGGGAGGACCUGUGGGUAAGGGAAGGCAAGAUUCUUGAUCCGGAAAAGCUGUUCUUUGAUGAGAAAGGGUUUGCAGACGUGAGAAUUGACUGUGAAAACAGAAUCAUAGCCCCAGGGUUCAUAGAUGUACAGAUUAAUGGUGGAUAUGGUGUGGACUUCUCCCUGGCCAGUGGUGACAUCAGUGGCGGUGUGGCCUUGGUGGCCAAAAAGAUUCUUGAACACGGCGUCACCUCCUUCUGUCCCACCCUUGUUACCUCACCUUCAUCUGUGUACAGCCAGGUUCUUCCCCAGAUCGAAGUUCAGAAUGGAGGUCUCUCUGGAGCAGGAGUAAUUGGUGUGCACCUUGAGGGCCCCUUUAUCAGUGAAGAGAAGAGAGGUGCACACCCGCCAAAAUUCCUGCGCUCCUUUGAAGCAGGGGUAACUGAUCUGCUGGAGAUCUAUGGCAAGUUAGAUAACGUGGCGAUGGUGACACUGGCACCUGAGCUAGCCAACAGUGGGCCGGUGAUCCAGGAGCUGGUGCGCAGGGGCAUUACUGUGUCUGUGGGCCACUCUAUGGCUGACUUAUCUCAGGCUGAAGAAGCUGUGAUUCAGGGGGCUUCCUUCAUUACUCACCUCUUCAAUGCUAUGUUGCCUUUUCACCAUCGGGACCCAGGCAUUGUGGGAUUGUUGACUAGUGACAAGGUGCCUCCGGGACGGAGGGUUUUCUAUGGAAUGAUUGCUGAUGGAAUACACACACACCCCGCAGCACUGCGUAUUGCACACCGAGCACAUCCAACAGGGCUGGUGUUGGUCACUGAUGCUGUUCCAGCGAUGGGUCUUCCUGCUGGUCGCCAUACUCUUGGCCAGCAACAGAUCGACAUCCAGGGUCUUCAUGCCUAUGUGGCAGGGACCAAAACACUGUGUGGUAGUAUAGCUACAAUGAACAUGUGUGUGAGACAUUUCAGACAAGCAACAGGCUGCUCGGUGGAGGCUGCCCUGGAGGCUGCUUCUCUCCGACCUGCAGAGUCGUUAGGGCUGGACCAUCGCAAGGGAACACUGAACUUCAACACUGAUGCAGAUUUUGUUGUGUUGGACGAUGCAUUGACGGUCCAGGAGACCUAUAUUGCAGGCCAGCAGGUCUGGAAGAAAUGAAUUGAAAGGGAAUGUCCAGCAACACUACAGCAGGCCUUCUGCUGUUAUAUAAUUGAGCAGUUUAGGCAAACUCACCAGGGAGCUCACCUCAACCUAAUAUUUACAAACACAACACACACAGGGGUUACACGAUAAAGCUAGCAAGAUUAGUGGUUAUGUUGUUUAAAAAAAAAAGAGAUAUGGUCCAAUUCGGAAAACAGAGGUGAACAUUCAUGGCGAACAUGUUUUUUUGUUUUUUGUACAAAAAAACAUGUGUAAACAUUUCAGAUUGUUUGAAAUGUUACUGUUAACAAAACAGGUGAGCAACAAUGCAAUCACCACUAAAAUUGGCCUGUUUGUUGAAUUUGAAUACACCUCUGGCUUUAGGCUAAUCACACCUCUAAUCUUGUUCUUUGUUGUAUACCCCUCAAAUGUGUGCGUGCGUGUGAUUGAUAUAUCAUUAUGCUGAGGGACAUCUCUCGGACAUCCAAGUCUAUGCAAUGAGGGCAUUUCUAAUCUAUGUUCACAUUCUGGUGACUGAUAUUGCCUUUAGUAGCAAUCUUUGUUAACUAAGGAGGUGAGUCAGGUUGAAUGAAGCAUAAACCACCUACCCAUCCUAAUGCUGACUAGGCUGCUAAACGUCCCACUCAAAGUACAGCCAAUUUGUAUUUCAGAGCCAGUGCCCUUUCAAGUAAAUGAGAUGGUGGUCUUUCAUUUCCACAUAAAUCCAUAUGCUGUAAGGUGAUCUACAGGCAUGGAGUUUUUAUGCUCAUUCUUUGUCAAUGUGACAUUUAUGCAAUUCAGUAUAUGUGUAUCAUAGUUGUUUUAUGAUUUUCAUAUAAAACCUUGACCACAUA